Molecule: messenger RNA, 1175 nt
Organism: Magallana angulata
Lineage: Eukaryota; Metazoa; Mollusca; Bivalvia; Ostreida; Ostreidae
Product: dimethyladenosine transferase 1, mitochondrial-like
Exons: 5
Coding region: 144-1160 (338 amino acids)
Biological process (GO): transcription initiation at mitochondrial promoter; rRNA methylation
Cellular component (GO): mitochondrial matrix
Molecular function (GO): mitochondrial transcription factor activity; rRNA (adenine-N6,N6-)-dimethyltransferase activity
Source: RefSeq, a predicted model, not a curated record
GAAUUUCCUUCUUCAUAUAUUCCAGGCAUGGAACAUGGAUUGAUGGAAGAAACUUUAGUCUUAUCAUAGUGACAGUCGUGAUAUUUAUUGUCUGUUCAUUUCACAAGGUUGGUCGAGUCAUUUUGUGAAGAAAAAAAAGCAGAAUGGGGAGCCGAUUGCCACCAAUGCCAAGGAUAUCUGAAAUCGUAAAACUCUACAGACUUAGUGCAACAAAGAAGCUUUCUCAAAACUUUCUCCUUGACAUGAAUGUGUGUCAUAAGUUUGUGAACUGCAUCUCAGUGACAAAAGGAUCACAUAUCUGUGAAGUGGGGCCUGGACCAGGGGGAAUAACUAGGGCAUUACUAGAGAGUGAUGCAGAAAAAGUUCAUGUGAUUGAAAAAGACAAGAGAUUUUUGCCACCUUUGGAGGCUUUAAGAGCAGCAUCUGGAGGCAGAUUAGAUGUGCAUCUUGGAGAUGCAAAAUAUUUUGACAUGCACAGUUUGUUUCCACCUUAUUGUGCAAGGCCAUGGCAAAAAAUGACCCCCAAAGUGAACAUAGUUGGAAAUUUGCCAUUCAAUGUGUCUCUUGGACUUUUAUUAAAAUGGCUGGAACAGAUUUCCAAGAAAAGUGGACCUUGGCAACUUGGACGUGUGCCGUUGACUCUUACUUUUCAACAUGAGGUGGCAGAGAGAAUUCUAGCAGAUGUAGAUUCUGAACACAGAUGUAGACUUUCAAUCAUGAGUCAGUAUUUGUGUAAAAUAAAAUACAGAUAUCAUAUACCUGGGAAAGUUUUUGUGCCAGCACCAAAAGUACAUGCGGCAGUUUUAUACAUAGAACCAUUAAAUACUCCCCUGAUAGACCAACCAUUUUCAUUGGUUGAGAAAGUUGUAUCUACAAUAUUUCAUUACAGACAAAAGCAUAUCAAGAGGGGAGCACAAGAUCUGUUCCCGCCAAUUAUGUCAAACUUAGUGGAUGACUUUUUCAAAAUUUCACGUGUGGAUCCCACAAAGCAGUCAUUCCGACUUUCUAUGGAGGAGUGGAGGGAAUUAUGUUAUGCAUAUGAACAGUUGUGUCUUCUAAACCCAGGACUUAUUGACUAUAACUACAGAGAACCAAGAGCGAAACACAUGCUUACAACAUCACCUCUUGUCAGAACUUCAAAUCUGAAUGAAUUACAAUAAAUUAUAAAAAUCUGA